AUGGUCACCUUUGGGAGCAAGGAGGCCCUUAGCAAGGCCAUCGAGAAGAGUAUUGCCGGCACUCUUGGUGGGCGCCCAGAUGCAGGGAACGGACGGCGGGAAAAAUGGGUGAACACUUACUACUUUCUUGUGCUGCUUGUCUCAGGGGUGUCGUCUGCGGCUGUGGUUGUCCGUAAUCUGACGGAUUGUGUCAUAGUGGACUUGAGCAUUGGCAGCGACGUGGCGGGCUCCAAUGUCACGGCAGCCAUACAGGCCCAUCUCGAUGACCCCAAUAGCCCUCUCCGCACGGGCCCUCUGGGGCCCUAUAUGUCAAAGGCCUUUGUCAAGGACGCCACACAGCCCACAACAGCUGCAACAGCUACGAAAACUGCCAGUAUGGGUGCACUACAGAAGACUCGGAGGUCAUUCUGGUCGUUCCUUCAGCCGUUCAGGCAUGUACAUCAGGUGAGCAAGGGCAUCCUGCCUUCUUCUUCUCUUCCAAGCUGCAUCAAGUGUGUCUCCUUCUCCUGUCUGUCUUUGCAACAGCGUAGUGUGCAGCGCGAAGCCACCAUCCGUCAUGGCUUCUCUCAGCCCGCCCUGUCCGGCGGGCCACACAGCGUGGAGCUGCGUGUCAAAGACCAGACAGACGAGGACCUGCCCGCCACCUUCCAAGAAAAGCUGAUCGACGAGCUGACCAGGGCGGCUAACAUCGCACAUGUAAGUGGCGUGGACAGUCUGCCGCCCGCCCUGUGAAUGUGCGAAUGUGUGUGCUGGUCGGUCAGGAUAGCAUGAGUGUCGAGUCCACGUCUCCCGGUGUCGACGUGGAUGUGGAGGUCAUACCAUCGGAAGAAGGACAGACUGCACAGCAGGUGGGUCGCAAUGAGCCGCGUACACCUACCUCCUGCAGGCCAUGGAUAGAUUCCAAUGCAUUCAUUGAUCAGAUGGUGGAGGCGAUUGAUGCGGCGCUGGCUGAUCCAUCCAGCAGCAUCCGCACUGAGGCCGAGGGAUUCCUGGCGACCGCAGUCGUCGAGACGCGUGUCAUUCCCGUAAGCCCGCUCGACCAAGUCUGGCAAGACCAGUCGAGCAGCCUUGCUUGCACAUCCUUUGUGUCUCUGUGCAGCCCCCCGCAUCAAUAUCGACGCACUCACCACCUCCAAUGUCAGUCGACGUCACGCCAACAACGAGCCCGCUGGACAACAAGGGGACGCGCCCGUCUGAGGCUGCCUCGAGCAUCGGAUCUUCCAGCGGUGCCCCAAUGCUGCUCCUGACGAGCCAUCUGCCGACAAGUCCAGUGGGAGUUCGGGGGAGAGAUUGCCGCAACAAGAGACGACUCAAGGGCCGCUUGUUGGAGGGACGGGACAGCCACCGACAGCGAAGGCAUCUGCAUCGCAGUCUCCGCAACAAGACGGCGGGCAAACCACGACCCUAUCGCCCCCCACAAAUGCAGCGAGACUCGGGCCCACCCGCACCCCGUUGCAGCCCUCUCCAGCUCCACAAGGACGGUCUCGAGGUCUACCGCAAGGCACGAGUCAAGCCACACCAGGCGAGGCAGCAACAACGUCAGCAUCAACGUCAACAUCAGCCCCCUCCGCCGCUUCCCCUUCCUCCCCUUCUCGCCCAUCCCCUUCGUUCCCAAAGCAAGUGGCCGACCAGGUGCCGCAGGCGAUGCCGCCCGUCCAGGAGCCUGUCCCAAGCACACAGCCGCCAGCCGUCAAACAGCCAGUGGAGACACGCACACCCGACCCGGCUCACCAAGUCUCGGAGACCACCACCCAGCCAUCGACCCAAGACCGUGCUAAGACGGCAUCUGGUGGGGGUGCAGCGACACGCACACCGACAGGAGUGGCCACAAUGGCGCCUCCACCGGCAGCAGCUGGGACAAGACAGCAGGCUGCACAUGGUGAGGUGGCAUCGACCGCUGCCCCUCCGGCACCGACCAGCGGGACUUCGCCUCCUUCAAGCACCACCUCUCUGCCGUCUGUGGAGGCAACGACUGUUGCCUCUCCGCCCGCAGCUGGUGCUGCCCCACCACCGUCAGGGGCCACCACCAACAUGCCACAGACGCAGACGGCCUCUGGUGCAUCCCCCGUCCCUACCCCCACACCGACAAGUGGUGCCGUGCCACAGCCGGUCCCAGGCGGCACGCCACAACCCGCUGCGGGUGGUGCAGCAGGGGGCGACUGGCGGUCAUGGUGGCAAACCACUACCACCACACCCCAGCCCCCAGCAGCAUCAGUGACAGAGCCUCUCUAUCUCCCCCCAGCCACCACCCUGUCGCCCAACGAGUCCGGCAACUACACACUAACGGACCCUUUAGGGCUGUCGUCAGGUCCGUCUCGGCCCGUCUUCCCGCCUUCAUCCAGACAAAGUAGCCAUGGGAAUCCACCCACACAGGAGCAUGCCAGUGCCGACAGGGCCGCACAUGCGGAUGUGGGCGGGGGCGG
Messenger RNA from Vitrella brassicaformis, 2423 nucleotides. The record is from the annotation of a GenBank genome assembly. Lineage: Eukaryota; Vitrellaceae.